GCCGAGCCGGCCCAGCUGCUCGGAGGCUCUGGCAUGUCGGUUCCCGAUUCUGGUCCCCGGCCCCCAGCAGCGCCUGCCCCCUUCCCACCGGGGCCCCCCAUGAUGCCACCACCCUUCAUACCCCCUCCAGGGCUCCCCCCACCCUUCCCGCCAAUGGGGCUGCCCCCCAUGAGCCAGAGGCCGCCAGCGAUCCCCCCUAUGCCACCUGGCAUCCUGCCCCCCAUGCUUCCACCAAUGGGGGCACCACCAUCACUCACACAGAUACCAGGAAUGGUACCUCCGAUGAUGCCAGGAAUGCUGAUGCCAGCAGUGCCCGUCACCGCAGUGACGGCUCCGGGUGCGGACACCGCCAGCUCUGCUGUGCCUGGGACAGGCCCCUUGAGGGCCCUGUGGAGUGAGCAUGUGACCCCCGACGGGCGCACCUACUACUACAACGCUGACGACAAGCAGUCCGUGUGGGAGAAGCCCAGCGUGCUCAAGUCAAAGGCAGAGCUGCUGCUGUCUCAGUGUCCCUGGAAAGAGUACAAGUCGGACACAGGCAAGCCUUACUACUACAACAACCAGAGUAAGGAGUCCCGCUGGACCCGGCCCAAGGACCUGGACGAACUGGAAGCUUUAGUCAAGCAGGAGGCUGCAGGGAAGCAGCCACUGCCACUGCCACCGCAGACACUGCAGCCACAGCCUCCCCAGCCGCAGCCCGACCCCCCGCCCAUACCUCCUGGUCCUGUGCCCGUGUCCUCAGGCCUCCCAGAGCCCGAGCCAGGUGGGAGUGAAGACUGUGAUGGGUCGGAGGCCGCCCAGCCCCUGGAGCAGGGCUUCCUGAAGCAGCCUGAGGGGGGCCCCAGCAGCGCUGCGAGCCAGCUGCAGUCCCCGCAGCAGGAGGAGGAAGAGGCCAAGCCAGAGCCAGAGAGGUCCAGCCUCAGUUGGAGCAACCGGGAGAAGGCAAAGCAGGCAUUCAAGGAGCUGCUGAGGGAUAAGGCCGUCCCCUCCAACGCAUCAUGGGAGCAGGCCAUGAAGAUGGUGGUCACUGACCCCCGUUACAGUGCCUUGCCCAAGCUGAGCGAGAAGAAGCAGGCGUUCAAUGCCUACAAGGCGCAGCGGGAGAAGGAGGAGAAGGAGGAGGCCCGGCUGAGGGCCAAGGAAGCCAAGCAGACCCUGCAGCACUUCCUGGAGCAGCACGAGCGCAUGACAUCCACCACCCGCUACCGGCGGGCGGAACAGACUUUUGGGGAGCUAGAGGUCUGGGCUGUGGUGCCUGAGAGAGAUCGAAAAGAGGUAUACGAUGACGUCAUCUUCUUCCUGGCCAAGAAGGAGAAGGAACAGGCCAAGCAGCUCCGCCGCCGCAACAUCCAGGCCCUGAAGAGCAUCCUGGACAGCAUGAGCAGUGUCAGCUUCCAGACCAGCUGGUCGCAGGCCCAGCAGUACCUCAUGGACAACCCUAGCUUUGCCCAGGACCAGCAGCUGCAGAAUAUGGACAAGGAAGAUGCACUGAUCUGCUUUGAGGAGCACAUCCGUGCUUUGGAGAGAGAGGAGGAGGAGGAGCAGGAGCGGGCCCGGCUUCGGGAGCGGCGUCAGCAACGCAAGAACCGGGAGGCCUUCCAGACCUUCCUAGACGAGCUGCAUGAGAAAGGGCAGCUGCACUCCAUGUCCACCUGGAUGGAGCUGUACCCAGCAGUCAGCACUGACGUCCGCUUUGCCAACAUGCUGGGCCAGCCGGGCUCCACCCCUCUGGACUUGUUCAAGUUCUAUGUGGAGGAGUUGAAGGCACGAUUCCACGAUGAGAAGAAGAUCAUUAAGGACAUCCUUAAGGACCGGGGCUUCUGUGUGGAAGUGAACACGGCCUUUGAGGACUUCGCCCACGUCAUAAGCUUUGACAAGAGGGCUGCCGCGCUGGACGCAGGCAACAUCAAGCUGACCUUCAACAGUCUGCUGGAGAAAGCAGAAGCGCGGGAGAGGGAGCGGGAGAAGGAGGAGGCACGCCGUGUGCGGCGCAGGGAGGCGGCCUUCCGGAGUAUGCUAAGGCAGGCUGUGCCCGCGCUGGAGCUGGGCACUGCCUGGGAAGAGGUCCGGGAACGCUUUGUGUGUGACUCGGCCUUCGAGCAGAUCACGCUGGAGUCAGAGCGGAUCCGGCUCUUCCGGGAGUUCCUGCAGGUGCUGGAGCAGAAUGAGUGCCAGCAUCUGCAUACCCGGGGCCGGAAGCACGGCAGGAAGGGCAAGAAACACCACCACAAGCGGUCCCACUCGCCCUCGGGCUCCGAGUCCGAAGAGGAGCUGUCUUUGUCGUCUCUCCGGGCACCCAAGCGGAGGAGGCAAAACCCCUCAGAGUCUGGCUCUGAGCCAUCGUCUUCCCUGGAUUCGGCUGAGAGUGGGGGUGCUGCCCCUGGAGGAUGGGGCUCCCCGUCCUCUCACCUCCUCCUUGGGUCAGAUCAUGGCCUUCGGAAAGCCAAGAAACCAAAAAAGAAAACCAAGAAGAGAAGACGCAAGUCGAACAGUCCCGAGAGUGGGACAGAGCCUGAGGAAAAAGCUGGCAAGGAGAAUGAUGGGAAAGAGGAGGAGCAGGACAAGGGCAGGGAGCUCCGGCAGGUGGAGUUCCCUUACCGCUCCCUGGGCUUCGGCAUCAAGAAGGAGAAGUCAGGCUGGGACACGUCAGAGAGCGAGCUGAGUGAGGGCGAGCUGGAGAGGCGGCGGCGGGCACUCCUGCAGCAGCUGGACGACCACCAGUGA
Molecule: messenger RNA, 2724 nt
Organism: Ochotona curzoniae (black-lipped pika)
Lineage: Eukaryota; Metazoa; Chordata; Mammalia; Lagomorpha; Ochotonidae
Gene: PRPF40B
Product: pre-mRNA processing factor 40 homolog B
Exons: 26
Coding region: 34-2724 (896 amino acids)
Biological process (GO): mRNA cis splicing, via spliceosome
Cellular component (GO): U2-type prespliceosome; U1 snRNP
Molecular function (GO): RNA binding; protein binding
Source: RefSeq, a predicted model, not a curated record